GAGGGAAAACUGCUGGAUGCUGUCAGUAGGUGGCGGUGUUUGGAACCAAGGCAGCUAGGAACAACAACAAGGAAGGCAAAUAAGAGCCACAUCAUAUCCGUAAACUAAAACAGCAACAAAAGGUCUGAGGCAGUCCCAUUAAACUCAUCUCCUGUUUUGUCUGACAGCAGACUGUGUACAUGCCAUCUGGAGUGCCAAAGGGGGAGAACUGUCAAGUGGACAUGGACAGCAAGGCAGGAGAUCUGUUCACAGCUGAGGAUGCUCAUCCCACAGGCACAGGAGGCACAGGAAUCCUGGCAAAGCUCUGGCUUCCCAAAGGCAUCUCAGCUAGCAUGGCUAAAGAGUGGUUCGACAAGCGCCGAUUAUCCAUUCGACCUUGGGCCAGUUUUGUAGACCAGCGCAAGUUUUCAAAACCCCGCAACUUUGGAGACUUGUGCAAGAGGGUGGUGAAAAAUGUGGAAAUUUACAACAGCAACUACACCUUCAUCUUCUUGGGGCUUAUCCUCUACUGCAUCAUCAGCUCGCCCAUGCUACUGAUCGCCUUGGCUGUGUUUGCCGGUGCCUUUUACAUCAUUCACAUCAAAUCUUUGGAGUCUAAACUGGUUGUGCUCGGCAAAGAGUUGACUACGCCUCACCAGAUGAGCCUGGCUGGAGCCAUUUCUCUGCCUGCGUUCUGGUUGGCCGGAGCUGGCGCUGCCGUGUUUUGGGUUCUUGGAGCAACGCUGUUUGUGAUUGGCUCUCAUGCUGCGUUUCGUGAGCUGGAGGGAUCGGACAUGGAAGAGCUCCUCAUGGAGCCCGUAUAAAGACCAGGCUAAACUAUCAGCAGGCGCCGGUUGGCUAUCAGUCAUCAUGUUGACCCUGCAAAUAUGUUUGCACACAGGAAGAGCUGUUCAUAUAUAUGUUCCUUAGCUUGUUAAAUUCCCCGUGUUUUAACCCCUUACCAUGGUAUCAAGAAUGUACCUUGUCAUGUUACUGACAGCUUUUUGAAGCUCAUUUAAGCACAUAAAUUGCCAUAGAACACAAAAAUGGAUUUCUGAACAUAAGUCUAACCACACAUUAAUGCAGAUUAUAUGCCUUCUAUGUUCAUUUUAAACCUUGGAUGCCUCUGAUUUGUGUAAAAUAGUCUUUCAUUCCUUGCAAUAUUUCUCAGCUUAUAUCUUAAUGGGCUAUCUGUGCUGUGCUCUCUGCUGUAGAUAUUUGGGCUAAUACAUUCUCUCUGAUUUGAAUAAUAUGUAUAAAUGUAAUCUUUACACUUCUAAAGAGAAUUUGUGAUUGUUUCCAAAGGAAAGUGCAAUUUAAAGCUUUAAAACUGUAUCUAAUGCUAAUGCACAAACACACAUUAUCAUUAUUGUUAUUAUUAUUAUUAUUAUUAUCAUUAUUAUUAUUAUUAUUAUUAGACAAAUGCAGGUUUGGUCAUUCAGAUAGGCUUCUUAUAUAGAUGGCUUGAUGAUGACACAUCUUUAAAGGUCAGUACUUAAUCAUGGUAUUUUACAUCGGGUUUAUAAUUUCCUUGUUAGCAUGUAUACAUGUUUAGCUUGGAACUUGGAGGUGUAACGUCACAUAAAUGUAAAAUACUUUAUUGAAAUUCAUCGUUCGUUUACAUUCUGAUAAAAGUUGGGUGUUUUGUAUCUAUAUUUUCUCAGUGCAAUAAACUCUUAAGGCCAGCUUA
Messenger RNA from Haplochromis burtoni (Burton's mouthbrooder), 1669 nucleotides. RefSeq names its product Rab acceptor 1 (prenylated) (gene rabac1). The coding region runs from base 180 to 803 and encodes 207 amino acids. NCBI's taxonomy places the organism in Eukaryota, Metazoa, Chordata, Actinopteri, Cichliformes, Cichlidae. The transcript is spliced from 6 exons. The record is from RefSeq and is a predicted model, not a curated record. Gene Ontology annotation, cellular component: Golgi apparatus.